AUGGACGGGCUUCUCAUUAACACCGAAGACAUAAUCACUUUGUCCAUUAACCAAUUACUUGAGAACUCAUGGGUGUUCCACGACUGGGCCAAGUUGCCCAUCUCCCGCGAGCAAUUUGCCCGUGAGUCGAAGGAAAAAAUGCGGCUGCAUUUCCCGAACUGCAAGCCACUGCCUGGCGCGGAAAAGUUCUUGUCUAACCUCAGUCUUGCACGUAGUGCUUCUGAGGAUAGAAUUGAGCUUGCAUUGGCAUCCAGUACGAAGACUUCUAGCUAUGAAUUGAAAGCUUCGGGGGCCGAAAUAAAACAUCUGCUUAGCUUCUUUCAGUCCGAAAGGAUGGUACUGGGCGAUGACCCACGAGUGCGACAGGGGCGAGGGAAGCCAGCGCCUGAUAUAUUUUUGGUCGCAUUGCAGGCACUGAACUCUACGAUGGGCUCUGUGAAAACUGCCAUCCGACCGAACGAAUGCUUGGUCUUCGAAGAUAGCGUGGCUGGGGUCGGGGCUGCGAGACGGGCUGGGAUGAGAGUUGUUUGGGUACCGCAUCCAGAUGUUGCGUUUGAGUAUCAAGAUAGGCAAAAGGAUGUGCUGGCCGGAAGGACGGGGAUCUCCGAAGCCGGCGACAAUUGGCAGCUUGGCGAGAAUGAGGACGGUUGGGCUGAAACCAUGUCGAGUCUGGAACACUUCGAUUACAAGAAGCAUGGCAUCACCGUGCCGUCCAAUCUUACUGAUCCAUCGAUGGAAUAG
This is a messenger RNA of Penicillium salamii, 741 nucleotides long. Lineage: Eukaryota; Fungi; Ascomycota; Eurotiomycetes; Eurotiales; Aspergillaceae. The record is from the annotation of a GenBank genome assembly.